Messenger RNA from Menidia menidia (Atlantic silverside), 2917 nucleotides. The record is from the annotation of a GenBank genome assembly. Lineage: Eukaryota; Metazoa; Chordata; Actinopteri; Atheriniformes; Atherinopsidae.
CAACACUGAAGCUCAUGAAACGUCUCGCGUGACGUGGAGUGUUGAUCGUGUCCGGAAGUGUCGUGGCUCUAUGAACAGCUUGGAUGUUUUAUGCUCUAUCAUUGUGAACUUUAGCGUUUAUUGUAGCCUUUUCAAUUUAAAAUGCCCCUCUCUCCCUUUUAAAUGAGGGCUCGGUGUGUUUAUUUGAUACACAAUGAACAAAAAUCGCGUGACGCUUCCAGAAAGUUUAGAGAAUGUUCUAUCUGGCAUGCCAGCGAGCUAACUAGUUGGCUAACAAGCUAAACAGGCUGCCAGCUUAACAUACGUAUUUAUUGGAGUACAAUUUUAGCUAAAUGGGUAUGAACAAGAAACAGGGAAGACUUAUAUGCUUGAGCGACUUUCGGGUGCGGCCUAAUGUCACUAUUCUGACCACAGUGAUGUAGAGCGCAUCAGAAACAUACUACUAUUAAGGUUUGCUUUUGGGCUUAAAAAUGGAGGAGAAAUACAGUAGCAACGUUCUGUCAGGAGGGAGGCUGGGAAUGGUCGAGGUCCCAGAUUCCAGGUUGACCAGGUACAUUAUUUUACUCGUCAUCUCGAAGGUCCUUAAGGCUUUAGGGAUCUUUGAGUCCUACGACAUCCUCAAAGUUGUUCACGUUGUUCACUUUAUCUUCAUACUAAAAUUAGGGAGUGCUUUUAUUCUCCUUUUCUUUCAAAAACCUUUCUCAUCUGGAAAAGCCAUCUCAAAAAGACAGUGGAUUAAAUUAAUAAAGCACGCUGUUUUUGGCUGUGUCAUAUCCCUACUUGGCUUCUUUGGUCUUACUCUCUGUGGACCUUUAAGGACACUUUUACUUUUUGAGCACAGUGACGUUGUGGUGAUCGCACUCCUUGGUGUCCUUUUCACAAACUCAGGAGGGGGACCAUCCAAGACCAGAGGGGCUGCAUUUUUCAUCAUCGCAGUCAUCUGCCUCUUUUUGUUCGACAACGACGAUCUCAUGGCUAAGAUGGCCGACCACCCUGAGGGACAUCACGACAGUGCGCUCACUCAUUUCCUCUACACUGCUAUAUCCCUUUUAGGGGUGGCCGAUCACAAAGGUGGUGUCCUGUUGCUGGUGGUCUCGCUGUGUUUGAAAGUAGGCUUCCAUACGGCUUCCCGGAAAUUAUCUGUGGAAAUCGGCGGCGCCAAACGCCUUUAUGCCCUGGACAACCUGGUUUCUUCUGUGGUGCUGCUUCCCUGGGUCAUAGUGCUGUCAACAACCACAGACAGCAAAGUGGAAUCAAGUUCAUCUCUCAUCCUGCCCUUUUUGAUGGUCAUCUUUUCCGUCAUGAUCCUGGAGUUUUACGUCGAGGCCAUCUGCAGCGCAAAGAUGGAGACGCCCCGCUGCGCCCGCUACGGCACCGUCGCCCUCUUCAUCAGCGCGCUUCUGCUGGCCAACUUCUGGACCCACCCGCUGACCGACCAGCUCCGCUCCAUGAGCAAGCCCCCCCAGCAGGUCAGCACAGAGCACGUGCUCUCUGGGGGAGUGAUAGUCAGCGCCGUCUUCUUCAUCAUGUCGUCCAGCAUCCUCUCAUCCCCUUCAAAGAAAGGUCAGAAGGGAACCUUGGUGGGUUACUCUCCUGAAGGGACUCCUCUGUACAAUUUCAUGGGCGACGCCCUGCAGCACACCUCCCAGUCUGUGCCGCGAUUCAUCAAAGAUUGCCUGAAACAGAUCCUGGAGGAGUACGACUCCAGGCAGAUCUUCUAUUUCCUGUGUCUUAACCUGGCUUUCACCUUUGUGGAGCUGUUUUAUGGUGUUUGGACCAACAGUCUGGGACUUAUCUCUGAUGGGUUCCACAUGCUGUUUGACUGCUCUGCUUUAGUCCUGGGUCUAUUUGCUGCCCUCAUGACCCGCUGGAAAGCCACCAGGAUCUUCUCUUACGGGUACGGUCGAGUCGAAAUACUCUCUGGAUUCAUCAACGGCCUGUUUCUGAUGGUCAUCGCUUUCUUUGUGUUCAUGGAGUCAGUCACCCGCCUCUUGGAUCCUCCCAACAUAAACACUGACAUGCUGACACCUGUGUCCGUCGGAGGCCUGCUGGUCAACCUGGUGGGCAUCUGCGCUUUCAGCCACGCUCACUCUCACGGCGGCAAAAGCUGUUCGUCGCACGACCACGGCCACUCCCACAGCGACCACGGCCACGGCGGCCACGGCCACUCUCACGGAGGUCACGGGCACUCUCACGGAGGCCACGGCCACUCCCACGGCAGCUCAGGGAGCCGAGGCAUGAACGCCAACAUGAGAGGUGUAUUCCUUCACGUCCUGGCAGACACUCUGGGCAGCGUGGGUGUGAUAAUCUCCACCAUCCUCAUCCGUCAGUUCGGUUGGCUGAUCGCCGACCCUAUAUGUUCGCUCUUCAUCGCCACGCUCAUUUUCCUGAGUGUCAUCCCCCUGCUUAAGGACGCCUGUGAGGUUCUCCUUCUUCGAACCCCCCCAGAACUGGAGAAGGACCUGAACGGCGCGCUGGAAAAGGUUGAGAAGAUUGAGGGAGUUUUGUCCUACAGAGACCCUCAUUUCUGGAGGCAUUCAGCCAGUGUGAUUGCUGGGACCAUCCACCUCCAGGUUAUGUCAGAUGUGGUGGAGCAGAGGAUCAUACAGCAGGUGACGGCUAUUUUGAAAGACGCUGGGGUGAAUAAUCUGUCGAUCCAAGUGGAGAAGGAGGCAUACUUCCAACACAUGUCUGGACUCAGCACCGGAUUUCACGAAGUUCUGGCAAUGACACAGCAGAUGGAGUCCAUGAAGUACCUGAAUGACGGGACAUGCAUCUUGUAGUGUCCAUGUUGAGGGACCAAAUGACACUUUUCUGAUUUAACCAUUGACUCUGUUUUUUCAUGGAAAUGUACAGUGUAUGUUUUAAAUAAAUCUGAAUAUAUUGGUUUUGCUUUCUCUUCUGUCUGCACUUUUUU